AUGUACGGGUUGCGCCAAGCACCGCGUGCGUGGCACACGCGGUUGAAGAAGGAGCUCGGUAACUUCGAGUUCGUGGCGUCCUUUGCGGAUGCGGUGCUCUUCGUGGAAAAGGUGAACGGGGAGCGGGUUUACCUCAUCGUUUGGGUGGACGAGAUCCUCGUCGCGGCCCGGGGAGCGGAGCGGAUUGCGAAGGUGAAGGCGCACUUGGCGGACAAGUUCGACGUGCGGGACUUGGGGGAGGCGACGUACUUCCUCCGGAAGGAGUUGGCGCGCGACCGGGAGGCGCGAACUUUGAAGCUCACCCAAAAGAAGCUCACCGGAGAGCUUGUUGCGCGGCACGGAUUGGCGGGCGCAAGGGCGCGCUCGGUCCCCCUUGGUGCGGGGAAGAAGUUGACGAGAGCCGUGGGGGCAUUGGCGCGCUACACAAGCGCGCCAACGGACGCACAUUGGGCGGCGGCGCUUGAGGUGGGGACCGCGGAGGACGGAAUAACCUUUGGGGGGAGCGGUGAGGUCCUUGAGGCGUUUUGCGACACGGACUUUGCGGGAGACGUUGACACGAAGCGUUCCACGACCGGGUACGUCUUCCUGAUGUACGGGGGAGCGGUGCGUUGGUCGAGCCGUCUUCAGCCGACAAUUGCGGCGUCGACGGUGGAAGCAGAGUAUAUGAGUGCGGGGCAGGCGGUAAAGGAGGCGCUGUGGUUUCGCAAGUUGGCGGGAGACUUGAAUUCGAAUCUUAGUGGAGACAACUUGGACGUGAAUGCUCAAAAGGGUUGCAUGUGUGCAUUUCAACUCGAAGAGGAAGUGGAGUACGAGAAAGCCCAAAAAGAGGGGGAAAAAAGAAAGGAAGCAGAGCUGAAGCUGAAGACAGAGGACGAUGAAGGGCAGAAGUGGGAAACGACAGAGAUGGCCCACGGGGUUGGAUUAAGUGAAGAUUGCGCUCGAGGAAAGUGCGUUGAACCGGGGUUGCCGCCAAGCACGGAUGCCGAAAAGGGGCCUACUUUGGGAGUCACCGGCGGGGCCGUGGGCGGCGGUUGGCGAAGCUGA
This is a messenger RNA of Klebsormidium nitens, 1044 nucleotides long. The record is from the annotation of a GenBank genome assembly. NCBI's taxonomy places the organism in Eukaryota, Viridiplantae, Streptophyta, Klebsormidiophyceae, Klebsormidiales, Klebsormidiaceae.